Molecule: messenger RNA, 1252 nt
Organism: Symbiodinium pilosum
Lineage: Eukaryota; Dinophyceae; Suessiales; Symbiodiniaceae
Source: the annotation of a GenBank genome assembly
GUUCAGGCAUCCAGAUGGCCGCGAGAUCGAUGAGAAGCGAGGUAACAGGGCUGGCAAGGGCAGUGGCAAGACGGCCCCCUGCGCUUUCCGCCGGCGCCGGAGCAGAAGCGCGGGGCGAUCGAAGCCCAGGGAACAGAGGGUUAGCUGCAGCCAGACCCCGCCACCCCGGCAGCGCUUUGUCAGCCAGACUCCCUCCAGAAAGCCGCCGGCAGAGAGACGCUUGGCUCCUCCUGCCGCAGCGUCACCGAAGCCUGUGAAGGACCUUACCCCAAGCCAACUCUGCUUUCGAGACUUCGUGCUGGAGCAUGUUUGCGAUGAAGACUCUCCUGAGCGCGCGCUUGAGCUCUUCGCACGCUAUCUCCGCCAGUGGACGAGGGAGGAGUUGGAGGCGAUCCAAACCACUGGGCUCUUUUUCGACCUCUAUCACCCACUAUCUCAGAUCCGCAAGUUCAAUCUUCGUCUUGGCCAGACUCAGCUUGAUGCAAGAGUGUUCGUGCAAGAUCUCCAGGAAGGAAGGUAUCAAGGGCUGUCUUUGCUGGCAAGCCAGCCUCGGUCCGGGGCCACAUGCCCCGUGGCCGGAGACCUGCAAGCGCCGGAGUUUGCCCUGGACCCGGAUGCCGACUCUUUGAUGAUCAGUGGUCUUACCCCGGCUGUGAGCGUUUGGGAUGUCCUGGAUGUGAUUCAGGACUGCUCCGGAUUUUGCAAAGCUGCAUGGACUCACUUUGACAAGAACCUGGCGAGGGAGUUUUAUGCCAGGUUUGCUUCGAAGGGCGACGCGACUGCUGCUGCCGUCGUCCUCAUGAGGAGCUCCGAUACGCUUCCGGGUGCAGCAGGCACGCUGGGCAGAGUAUCUGUGUUGAGCUCCAAGCCUGAGCUGAGCGCCCACGUGUUGCCGCAGGAGAUGUCGCAGCCGGAGCAGAUUCUGAAGGAUUUGGCCCUGUCCGAGGAUGUGAUCCGGCGCUUGGAUGGCCUCCUCGGUGUGUCUGAAGAUGUCACCAAGCUCUUGCUGAACGUUGAAGGCAGCACGGAAUUCAAGCUAGAUCUGCGGGUUCUCUACCUGCGCCGGGUCCAUCACUUCUGCUUCUAUGCGGCUCGAUGGUGCGAUGACGAGUGGUCCCUGCGCAACGCCUGCGGUGUCGCCACCGUCCGCGAACGACCUUCAGCCCCCUGCAAGUCGGGGACGUGGUCUGCUGCUCAUGAGGAGCGCCUGAGGAGUUUCUUGGGCAACGUGCACCUCAGCUCAACGAUUUGA